AUGAACAUCCAGAAACAUUCUUCAUUGCGCCGCAGCUUGGCCCUGCUGGCAUGCGCGGCAGCCGCCAUGGCAGUGACGCACACCGCGCAGGCACAAACGGCUGCGGCAGGUGUCUGGCCAGACCGCCCCGUCAAGCUGGUCGUCCCAUUCCCGCCCGGCGGCGGAAACGAUGCCUUCGCGCGCGAGCUCGGCAACGCUCUGCAGAAAAAAUUCGGCCAGGCCUUUGUCGUGGACAACCGCGCGGGCGCCAGCGGCAACAUCGGCAUCAGCGCUGUCGCCAAGAGCCCGCCGGAUGGCUACACCCUGCUGGUGGUGUCGAACACGCUGGUCACCAACCCCGGCCUUUCGGCACAGGUGCCGUACGACGUGUACAAGGACUUCGUGCCCAUCACCCUGGCGGCCGGCCUGCCGGUGGCGCUGGUCACCAGCCCUGAAGUGGUUCCCAAAACACUGCCUGCACUCAUCAGCUACGCCAAGGCCAACCCCGGCAAGCUGAGCUACGGCACGGCCGGCGCGGCGCGCGACUUCAAGCCGGUGGCGCGUAUUUCCAGUUUUUACGAAUCGGUUUCGCUGCCCAUUUCUUCGCCCGCAAACACCGUGGCCGAGUGGCUGGAUUCCGCCCGCAAGGACCCGAAAUACGCCAGCUACGGCGUCCCCGCGCCCGGCAGCCUGCCGCAGUUCAUUGGCUACCAGCUGGGCCUCGCAUCAAAAACAAGCCUCGUGUCAGUGCCUUACCGCGGCACCGCACCGCUUUCACAGGAUCUCGUCGGUGGGCAGCUUGCCGCCGGUGUGUUGCCCAUCGCCGACAUGAUCCAGUACAACGGAACCCGGGUGAAGAUACUGGCUGUCAACGGCAAGCGGCGCUCGGACCAGUUGCCCAAUGUGCCCACGCUCAGGGAACUGGGUUUUACGCAGUUCGACGAACUUGAGUGGACCGGAUUUUUCGUACCCGCCAACACGUCAUCCGCCAUCGUGCAGCAACUGCAGACGGCCACUGCCAAGGUCAUAGGUAUUCGCGAAGUGCGCGACGCGCUGUUGAAGAUGGGCACGGAAGCCGACUACGCGCCGGCCGACGUUCUCGAAAAACGCAUUGCAGAUGACAUCGCGAUGUGGGGGCCCGUGGUCAAGGCCUCGGGUUUCAGCGCCGACUAG
Messenger RNA from Ostertagia ostertagi, 1152 nucleotides. The record is from the annotation of a GenBank genome assembly. Lineage: Eukaryota; Metazoa; Nematoda; Chromadorea; Rhabditida; Trichostrongylidae.